AUGAAAAGAAUAUUAAUCGUUGGAUUCUUGAUGAUUUCAUCAAUUGUUUUUUGUAUUCCAAUCAAACCGGAAAAGGUAAUAAUUUUAACAGUAAUCUUUUAUUUAUUUUUUUGAUUUCAGGUAAAACCAGAUUAUAAAGUUAUCAAAUAUUUGUAUACUCGAGAAAAUGAAACCGAUGUUAUGGAUCCAGAAGCUCCAGAAUUUCAGGUAAAAAAAUAUUUGAAUUUUCAAAAAAUAAUAAAAUCAUAUUAGAUUGUGCCUAUGGAUUUUUUGUGUGAAUUUUGUCAAGUUGUAAUCAUUAAAUUAAAAGAUAGACAACUAACAGAAUCAGAUUUUGAACAAAAAAUCAGAGAAGAAUGCAACAAUUCCACAAAAACUGAAGAGUCAAGUUUAUGCGAUGUAAUUAAUAGGUAAACUUGAUUUCUGAAACCUGAAAAAUUAAAAGAAAACAUUGAUUUUAGAGUGAACUUGGAUAAAUUGCGGAAAGAAGACUCAAAGAAAAUUUGUGAAGAACAAAGUAUGUGUAAUGGAUUGGUAAGUUGGAAUUUUCUCGGAUUGUGAGAAAAAUAUGCAUGUUUUUAAUUUUAGAACACUAUUCCUGAAUUCGCCGGAUCAGAUAUUUCGGAAAAUGAGAAAGUUCAAAUUGUUGCUGGAAACAAAAAUGUAAAUGCGUCACUUCUUGUUGAAGAUAUUGCACCACCUUAUAAUUCAUAA
This is a messenger RNA of Caenorhabditis angaria, 714 nucleotides long. NCBI's taxonomy places the organism in Eukaryota, Metazoa, Nematoda, Chromadorea, Rhabditida, Rhabditidae. The record is from the annotation of a GenBank genome assembly.